CCGCCUCGAAAUAUCGAAUGCAGAGCAUAAAACCGCCGUAGCGUUUAAAAAGAAAUAUAUAUAAUCGAAAACCAAAAUCAAAUCCCGCUAAUAGAGAAGGAAGGCGCGCCUUUCUGCUCCGAAAUCCUCUUCGCCGGAGAACCUAGUCCGGUCGGCCGAUCGAUUGGGUGAACGGUUAGUUUUCCGAUGGAGGUUUUCCCUUUCUCCUCCAAAUGCGCGAGUACCAAUGUCGUAAGCCGUCCGUUGCUUCUUCCGCCGCUGUUACUCAUCUGCUUGUUGCUGCUUUCUGCCGCUACUCAUCUGUCUGCCUUGAAAGAGGUCAAUUUGAAGAAUCCAGUUGUGGAUGUCACUCCAGUUCCCCUUGCUGGAUUUUCAUCAUCUAGAGAUAUUGUAUCAUGUGAACGUGUUUUAGUUGCUGGUCUAUCGAGAUUGAAACUGUGGAGCUAUUCUAGUGCAUAUCGUGUCACAUUGAUCCCAUCUGCAGCUAUCCCUGAGAGGUUACAUGCCAAAAUUCAUAUUUGCUCCCACAAGAAUUCUUCUCUUGGUUCGUGUCAGUGUGAUAAAGAUGACUGGAAAAUCUUACAAAAAGGGGCUUGGAACUCUGUUAUGUCACCUUACGUGGACAGAUUUAUUGAUGUAAAAUACUUUGGUGAUUUUUCUGGUUCCGUCACUGUUACAGUUGAAGAGGAUUCACAAAAGUGGCGUCUGCUAUGUCUUGCUCUGGGCUUGAUUCUAUUGCUAUUGGCUCCAACUGUCAGCAGUUGGGUUCCCUUCUAUUAUAGCAGUUCAAUGAUGAUUGGAGUUUGUCUUGUUAUUAUAAUCCUCCUCUUCCAGGGAAUGAAGUUACUACCAACUGGCAGGAAAAAUUUCUUCUAUCUAACUAUAUAUGGAUCAGUGCUUGGAGCUGGAUCAUUUUUGCUACAUCACUUCUCAAUGAUGGUCAAUUCUAUUCUUUUAAGUUUUGGGCUUGAUGAAGAGUUACAUAACCCUGUUUCUGUAUUUCUUCUAGUUGGAAUUAUCCUUGCCGGAGCUGGUAUGGGAUAUUGGCUUGUGAGGAAGUAUGUUGUUUCGGAGAAUGGAGGUGUUGAUGCUGGAGUGGCUCAAUUUGUAAAAUGGGCCAUUCGUGUUGUUGGCAUCACUCUUAUCUUUCAGAGCACAUUGGAUAUUCCUCUUGCUAUGGCUGUUCUUGGUUCUUGGUUCUUGAUUUGCUCUUCUGUCACUUCCGUGAUGCGACGUAGAGCAAGGGAUUCAUCUUAUUCACGAAAUAGGACUUCUAGUACGGGGAUGAAUAGGCAAAUGAAUAUGACACCAAAGCGUGCUGAGUUCUUUAGGAAGUCGCAGGGACCAGGGUUCUAUGGACGCAUGUCUAACAGGUCAAAAAGUUCAUCUCCUUGGUCUGAUCCUCCUGUUAAAGGUCGAGCAGUCCAGUCUAAUAUGUGGGGGAGACAAAAUCUGCCGGAGUAUUACUCGACCUUCCACAAGACGCCUAACAGGAAGAAAUUCUCGGAAAGGGAAUGGGAGGAGUUCACUCAAGACUCCACCAAGCAUGCAAUCACGGAGCUAGCAUCUUCAUCUGAAUUCACUGAUUGGAUCAUAAAAAAUGCCAACAGAGUUCAGAUGCUCCCAGAAGAGAGUUCAGACGAAACAGUCGAGAGCGGGUCAGACUCCACAGACGAGAGCGCUGCAGAGAGUUGCAGUGGGAUCAGCUUGUUCAAAUGGCAGCGUAACAGGUAGCAGCACCCUGAUGCGUGGCAACUGAUAUAAACCGAGGCGGCUCUAGCUAUUAGCCAAGUAGAACUUGUAAUUAUCUCUGUAGAAUGUUGGAAGAUAGGGCUAGUUUUAGGGAUGCACAGGCCUUUUUUCUCCCCAAAAAAAAAAUCUUAGAUUCAUAUUAGUAUUCUGUCUCCAGAUUUUGUUUUAGGUAGUUUUCACUUUUGUACUACUGAUUCCUUUUCAGCUUUUGCGAGAGUUGUAAUCAUACUGGCGAAGUGGCAGUGUACUAAGCUGAGGUUUCCAUUUCAUGUUAGUUUUCAAUUUUCAUGGUAGAAAGCUUUUCACAAAAACUAAAAAAGAUAGUUUACUUUUGCCUUGUAACAAUUACAGUUGUAUAUCACUCAAGUUCAAUUCUUGUGAAA
Messenger RNA from Ipomoea triloba (trilobed morning glory), 2135 nucleotides. RefSeq lists its product as uncharacterized. The record is from RefSeq and is a predicted model, not a curated record. Lineage: Eukaryota; Viridiplantae; Streptophyta; Magnoliopsida; Solanales; Convolvulaceae. The transcript is spliced from 10 exons. The coding region runs from base 187 to 1734 and encodes 515 amino acids.